This is a messenger RNA of Protopterus annectens (West African lungfish), 5051 nucleotides long. Its product is annotated as mucin-12-like. The transcript has 12 exons. The record is from RefSeq and is a predicted model, not a curated record. The coding region runs from base 223 to 4953 and encodes 1576 amino acids. Lineage: Eukaryota; Metazoa; Chordata; Ceratodontiformes; Protopteridae.
AGGAUUUCCUCUUACAUAGCAGCUGUGGGAGCAGAGAUAAAAUAGAAAUCAGAGCAUUUCUGUAACUAUAGACCACAUACAUGUGUUUUUCAAAAGCUGUACACCCAGGUUUAGUUUCCUGAUGUAUUGCAGUGCUGUUGAGACAAUCACUGGAAACAUAACUGAAGCUGUUCAAGGUUUACCUUUUUUCUAUGGGAGCUACAGGAAACUCAUACCAACACCAUGUUUCUUUGUUGUCAUCUUAUCACGCUGCUGAUACUUCUCGGGUGCCAUGAUGCUUUGGAACACAUUGGUUGUGUGGGUACUGUUGAUAUUACUGAUGCAACUGAUUUUCACAAUGCCACCAUUACCUGUACCUCAGCCAUGGCUGCAGCUAUGUAUCCCAUACCCAGUGAGUGCUCCUGGAUCAUCAAAGCUCUGCCAUCAGAGACACUGCACCUAGAAAUUAGGGCUGCUACUGCCAGUUAUCCUUCUGGCUGUCUUAAUGUUUCUUCUGGUGACAAGGAGACACAAAUCUGUACCAAUAACACUGAGGACAGCAUUUUAAUUAAGGGCAGUGGAAAAAUCCAAAUAAGAUGGGACGUCCAGGCAAAUGUGUCUAUAAACUAUUUUGCAUGGGUUGAUUGGUGUGCAAGGCAGAAUCCCUGUAUUAAUGGAGGAACAUGCUUGGCCUCUGUUUCCAACACCAGCUGUGUGUGCCCUCUGCAGUGGACUGGAGAACACUGUGAAACAGAUAUGAGCAACAUUUCCACCAUAAAAGAGGUUAGUUUCCUGGAAAAUGCUUCACUUGUAGAGUCACAAGAACCAUUUUCUACACUAAAUCAGCGUGUUGCUCCUAAUGCAUUCAAUGAAGGUACGCAGAUCCCCCAGAGCUCAUCCGAUCAUGGGGCAAGUGCUAAAGCUGCACAUUAUGAGGAUAAACAUUCGAUUUUUACUAAUCAGAGCAAAAUCAAAAUGCAUAAUUCUGCCAUAAAUAAAGAAGAAAAUGGAUCUGGGCAAGAACUGCAGGCAUCUUUUCUGACAUCAGCUAGCAGAGAAAUGCAACAAGAAAUAAACAAAAUAUCACCAACUACAUAUGGUGCAGUGCUACCUCAGAUCAAAAAAACUGGUGUGCCACAUAUCUUCACAAGAAAUAUGUAUCUACAGGGUAAAUCCAGUGCAUCUUCUACAGUCACUCUACAUUCCGAGAACCACCUACUUGUACCAGGUAGUCUUGCAUCACCUACAGGAACUCCUGUCAAGCUGAAUCCAACCCAAAGCACUAAUACAGAACGCACUUCCAAAUCACCUUUUCAGAUAACAUCACCCUCAAAAAUGCUCUUAGAAAGCAGUCAGAAAGACACCCCAGCACUUGUUUUGGCAGUUAAGACAGAAGUCAUGCAUGAUACCUCUGGGACUGUAUCACUGUUAUCAAAGGAAUUCCACCAUACAAACAGACUACAAAUGAAGAAAUACAUUUCAGUCAGUAGCACUCCUCAGCGUAAUUCACUUACUCAAGCCCAUAUAUCUGUUCGAACUUCAGAACCACAUAGUACCUCAGCUGUGCAUAUUCCUGACAGUCUGACCACUGUAUAUGGAAUUGCUGACAGUUCUAAAAAGAAUCCAUCAGAUGUUGAUAAUACUCAUAUAUCCACAGCCUUCAGAAUUCUGAGCACAAAAGGGACUCAUAUUCCAUCAUUCUCAAGCAAUAUAACUUUAAACAGUAUGGAGUCUGAGCAGAUACAGAACAUAGAACGGGUUACAGAAAAAAAUGAUAGCCCUAGUUCCGGCAGACAUACUUUACUCCAAAACAGUGAUAUAGCAGUAAAUGAUGAUAAUGCCAUUAACAGUUCAGAGCAAACCACAUUGUUUACAUGGGAACCAUCAGAGCAAUACAAGCCUGCUGAUGCUUCUGAAGAAACAGUGACUCUAUCCACGUUUCUAGAGAAAGCGAUGGAAGGUGUUUCUGCAAACACUGCUGCAUUACUGCAUGAUGCAUCCUUGCUUCAAGGGUACACAAAGAGCCAUAAUGCAGAUGAACCAGCAACUGAGCCUUAUCUCUACAUCAGUACUGUACAUUCAAAAUCUAUUUCCAGUAGUACUGAAGAAGGGGAAAUGACGAAUAUAAAGUCUGCAAUAUCUCAGAUUCAUGCUGGCCAAGCAAGGUUACAUUCCUCGGCACAUCUUGUAACCUCAUUAUAUGAUUACACAGUUAAUGCCCUUCCAGCAUUAUCUCCUAUGACUAAACAAGUCCAAGCUGAGUAUGGCAGUCACCUUGUGGCCACUCCUUCCUCAGAGACAUUUGCUGAAAGCAGAACCACUAACCCAGUAACCACUGAAGAUACUAGUACUGCAGAGAUAUUCCUGCCAAAGAAAACAAAUACUGAAACUAGUCAAAAUGCAGAAUAUUUCAGAAAACAUCAGCCAUCUGACAAGACAACACAAAUGACAGUCACACCUACAACAAUGGAGAGAAUAUUUUCUUCUGCAUCUGAAAACUCACAACAGCAUAUUUUUACAAAAAGGAUUCUGGGAAUCACAUCUAGUACAGCCAAAGAGAAUUUAAAUAGGUCAGAUUUUUCACAUUCAUCAGAAUCUUCCAGAUCUAAAAUGAGCUCAUAUGUAUCACUUUCAGGUUCACAAGUUUUAAUGGCAUUCAGUAAAGAGCCCAAACUAUUUUCUAAUAAAGACACAAAAAAUACUACCGCAGUUUCUAUUUUUGACUCAAAAAUGCCAUCAACAGAAAAAGGAAGCACCAGCGUUAUAACUUCACUUGGAGAUUCAUCUAAGGAAUCCUACCACACAUACUUACAAACUUCUGAAAAUCCAUUUUCAUUCACAUGGAUGUCUUUACCAGCAUCAAAACAGACAUCCCAAACUAUCACAUAUGAUAAAUUAGCAUUACCAGUAGAAGAAAGCACUGUGCUAACAGCCAUAUUAGUGAGGAACAAAACCCAAGGCAGUGAUGGAAUGUCUACAACCCUUUCAUUGACCCAAGCUGGCAGCGCUUCACCUAAUGAUGUUACUAAGCAAAUAAAUGUUCCAAAUGCAACAUUUGUUGUGCAGCUGAGCAAAGAAGCUACGUAUACAACAACAGCAAGUUACACAACAUUACCAUCAAAUGCUGAUCUGUAUGUAAUGAAUCCAGAUAUGCUUAGCAGUGUCCAACCUUAUAAGGAUUCUAGUUCUAUAACUGCUAUUCCAGAACCUUCUCCAUCUUCACCUAUCCCUGGAUAUACUGAACAUAUGCUGGAAACUGCAUCAGGAUCAUCAUACAUUACGACUAACAGCACAAGCACCUGGCUAGUAUUAAUAUCUGACCCUGACAAUAGUAAAGCCAACACUGCAACUCAAAGGGUAACCGACUCCAAUGGGACUUUAUACACCAGGAAUAAACAGACAUCAAAUCCCUCAACAUGGUUCCAAAAGGAUGAUAAUACACAAAAUGUGGCUUUGAGGAUGACAGCUGAGAUGUCAACUCAUAAAUCUUUUAAUGAACAUGAAGCAGUUUCCCAGUCAAAUACUACUGACUACAUCACAACAAUGCAUAUGAGUGACAGUAGUUUUCUGACCUUAGACAAAAUUUUGCCCACAAUGACAGCUACACCAGAUGAAGAGUAUUUUGCUGUUACAGAUAAAGAUUCAACAAAGGUUGCAGGUACACUGCAAUUGCACAUGAAUAGCUCCAGCCCUAAACCCAUUACGUCACAAACAGGAGCAACCAAUGAGACGAUGUUUAGCACAGGUUAUUCAUUGUCAACCUUGACAUCAUUCAAUAGAAAAACUCAGAUUUUUAUAGCAGAAGAUCAACUCCCAAUUUUAAAAGAACAACUGAUACGCAUCCCCCAAAUAUGUGCUCUGCAACACAGCUUCAGCAACAAUUCAGAAUAUCUCAGAUCUCAAGAUUAUCAGACUUUCAUCCAGAAUUUCACAAAACUGGUUGUUCCAUUUUAUGAACUGGUUCCAGGAUUUCAACGACUAGAGAAACACAAGAUCAGAAGUAGAAGUACUCUUCUAGAAUAUGAUGCUGUCUUUAAAGCAGAGCUGAUUAGAGCACAGUUACCUGACAUAGACCUGCUUCUAAAUAUGACCGGACUAGCACAGGCAGUGACAUCUGAGCUGAGAAUUGGAGAUUUCAAAGUAAUCAACAUCACUGUCGCAGAAAAGAAACUAGACUUGUGUGCCAUGUUGUUUUCGUGCCAUUCCGGUUUUGAAUGUGUUCAUGACAGAUGGGGCAAUGCUACCUGUACAUCACUGUGUCACAGAAAUUACUGCAAAAACAACGGAAUCUGCACACAUGAACAUGAGCACGGACCCAUGUGUCAGUGUCCUGUUGGCAGUGAUUACUGGUUCAUGGGUCUGAGGUGUGAUUACCGAAUGACAAAGCAAAGGCUUGUUGGCAUUUCACUUGCUGUUGUCUUUAGCAUCAUUGUCAUGAUGGUGUUAGUAGCCUAUCUGGUUAUGAGGAGAGUUAAGGCUCUGGUCAUUGAAGCUGUAACUGACCAAACAAAAAGCAGUUAUAGGCGAUUUGCUCGAUUUGAUGACAUUGCAUCCAGAUACUGGUCCCAGUCGUGGCUUGCCUCCUCUGCCAAUUCACUGGACAAUCCUGGAUAUAGCAAUUCAGACGAUGAGCUAAUUCAUUUACAGAUGCUGAGCAGUUGUUGCAGCUGUCAGCGUAACUCCUUUCCACUGAUUGAUCCUGACCUACAAAGCAUCCCCAGCCUACGGACAGCACUCAGAUACAGCUUACCAUACGACUGGGACUUGAGUAGCAGUACAAUUAAUGAACAAUUGGCUGAUUCGGGAAAAGCAAGUGAUCUGUCUGUGUCCAGCUGGCCAAUGGAGCCCAUUCACUGGACACCUCUACCGAUUCUUCAGCAGCUCAGUAUCAAUAAAAGGCUGAAAGCGAGAAGACCCCGAUCUUACUGCGAGGGAAUGGAUAUGACCAACAUUGAGAAGAGCUGGACAGCUUAGAAUCUCUCCAUUACAUCAUGCUUAUCUCUCGACUCAGAUUUAUUUAUUUUGAAGUGUGCUGAAAAAAAUCAGAGUGAAAUAAAACAGCAAAAAUUAAA